Molecule: messenger RNA, 1041 nt
Organism: Centruroides sculpturatus (bark scorpion)
Lineage: Eukaryota; Metazoa; Arthropoda; Arachnida; Scorpiones; Buthidae
Gene: mRpL28
Product: 39S ribosomal protein L28, mitochondrial-like
Exons: 8
Coding region: 130-951 (273 amino acids)
Cellular component (GO): mitochondrial large ribosomal subunit
Molecular function (GO): structural constituent of ribosome
Source: RefSeq, a predicted model, not a curated record
GCUAGGGAGCGUUUGGGAGAAGCAUGUCUGAAACGUGUUGUUAAAUACAGUAUAUAAAUUGUGUUUAUACAUACAUUUUUCCAAUUAACAUUUAAUUUUGUAAGGAGUGGAUUUUUAAACAAGUUUAAAAUGGAAAAAUUUUUAAGACCAUGGCAUGCUGGUUAUAAAUAUCCACUAGAAUAUUUUGUGAAACCCUGGAAUGGAGGAUAUAAAUAUGCUAAGAAUUGGCCUGAACAUUAUAAAUGCUUUCUCCAAGAACUCAUGAAGCCAUCAACACCUGUUCAUUAUAAAUAUGAUCCAAGAAAAUGGUAUAAAGAUCCAGAAACUGGAGAAAUUAAAAGAGUUCAAAAUGAACCAAUUCCAGUUAUUUAUCCAAAAGAUGCUGAUAAUGGUAUUUGGGGUGGAGAAGGAAUUAUAAAAGGUUAUAAGAAAAAGCAUCGUUAUCAUACAAGGAUUGCCCAUUGGUGGAUUCCACAGUUAAUUCGUACAAUUGUCUACAGUGAAAUAUUAGAUAAAUAUAUGCGUGUCACUGUUACACCCAGAACUUUGAAAUUGAUUGAUGAUCAUUAUGGAUUUGAUAAUUAUAUUUUAAAGACUCCAGUUCAAGAUCUUAAAUCACAGUUAGCUUUAGAUUUGAGAAGAUUAAUGUUAUUGACUCUAGUUCGUCGUGAAAUGUAUCCUGAUGAUCCAGAGAAACAGGAAAAAAUAUAUAAAAAAUAUGAAGCAUUUAUUAUUCCAGAAGAAGAAGCUGAAUGGUUUGGUCUUUCACUUAGAGAUGCCUUUGAAAAACAAAUAAGUAUAGAAAAGAGUGUGAAACCAGUUCCUUUAAAACAAAUCUACAGAAAAGAAUUGUUUGAAAAGUUAAAAGAAAUGAAAAUAGAAGAGGAAGCUUCAAAAGAAUCAUCAUCAGGUUCCUGGUUAUCUAAUAUAAAGCUAUUUGGAAGACAGUAAAGAUCAAAUCAAGAACAGAUUUACAUUUUGUGAAAAUAAUCAGUAUUGUACAUAUUUUAAAUAAAACAUUGAUUAUUAGUUAAAAUAUAA